This is a messenger RNA of Encephalitozoon cuniculi GB-M1, 609 nucleotides long. RefSeq lists its product as uncharacterized. The record is from RefSeq and is marked provisional. Bases 1 to 609 code for a protein of 202 amino acids. The transcript has a single exon. NCBI's taxonomy places the organism in Eukaryota, Fungi, Microsporidia, Unikaryonidae.
AUGAUCAUAAGGAUAGCUUCGACAGCAAAUGUCCCCGGGGCAGAGGUUAUUUCCGAUCUACAGAGGACCUAUGUGAUCCACCCAGAGAGGAGAUAUGUGCUCCACUUUACCAACGGGGAUGUCACGCUCAGGGCCUUCAAGGAGCUCUUCCUGCUCAACAAAGAAGUCCUGUUUUAUGUAGCAAACUUCGAGUUUUUUCUUUGCAAGAUGAGCCUGUUCAAGCAUUGCAGAUUCGAGUUUGUGAGAUACCCAGACGAUACAAGAGACGAAAGGGUCGAGAACUAUAGAAACAUUGAGAAGAGGCUGGGAGGAAAGUACAUCAGCAGGGGUGUAGAGCUUUCGUUCGCACCGGAUGUGUUUGCUUCCAUAAGAUCUUCCUUGCUCAAUCCCGAGCUGUAUCUGUCCAAAGGCAGUUUGAGCACAGUGAUAUACAAGGAGCUUACCCGGAGGCUUGGGUAUGAGGACUUGAAAAGACUAGCCAAAGAUGCUGUGGGGACCUCAAAGGAAGAGGAGGCUUUUGAUGAGGACUUCGACAAACAUCUAAAAAGUCUAGUAUUUACGGGAUUGGUAAAGAUGAAAGAUGGGCUAUUUCACCGAUGGAGCUGUUGA